AAAACAUUUAAAGAAGGAACUUAUCCAGUCACGUGACAACCUCCUACGUCAGAUGUAAACCCGGGACAAGAUGGCGGCUGCCGGAGGAGAGCCCUCAGCUCCGAGCUCCUCGGAUGAUUUAUUUCAAAACUUUUACACAGAGGUGAAGCAGAUAGAAAAGCGGGACUCUGUGUUGACCUCAACGCAGCAAAUAGAUAGACUCCUCAGGCCUGGAGCCUCCUAUUUCAACCUAAACCCAUUUGAGGUGUUGCAAAUCGAUCCCGAGGCAACUGAUACUGAAUUGAAGAAGAGAUUCCGCGCGCUCUCCAUUUUGGUACAUCCUGAUAAGAACCAAGAUGACCCAGACAGAGCACAGAAAGCAUUCGAAGCUGUGGACAAGGCAUACAAAAACCUUCUGGAUCCCGAGCAGAAGAAGAGGGCUGUGGACGUCAUCAGUGCUGGGAGGGAGUACAUAGAGCAUACGAUGAAGGAAAAGAAGAAACAGCUGAAGAAGGAUGGCAAGCCAGUGUUUGUGGAGGAGGAUGACCCAGAAAUGUUCAGACAGGCUGUAUACAAGCAGACCAUGAAGCUUUUUGCAGAGCUGGAGAUUAAGAGGAAGGAAAGGGAAGCAAAGGAUAUGCAUGAAAGGAAAAGGGCGAGAGAAGAAGAGAUCGAGACGGCAGAAAAAGCAAAGAGAGACCGAGAGUGGCAAAAGAACUUUGAGGAAACGAGGGACGGUCGCGUGGACAGUUGGAGGACCUUCCAGUCCAAGGGGAAGAAAAAGGAGAAGAAGAAUCGGUCUUUCCUCAAGCCCCCCAAAGUCAAGAUGGAGCAGAGAGAGUGAAACAUCGUUUUAUAACUUCCAAAGCCGCCGCCACCACCACCACUGUCUGCAGGAAGGUCUUCAGUCGCCAUGCAGCUGUUUACGUGACAAUUUACCCCCCAUCCAUCCCCCCUCUUAAGAAAUUUAGUUUUUUGAGGUUUCUAUUUUUUUUUAUUGUACACAUUUGUGAAUGUGGAACCUGUAUGAGAGCAUGAUGACAUUUGGCACAAAUGUAGGAGGGAGUGGGGGGCGCGGUUAUUCAGUAAUCAUUUCUCCUAUCGCACUGUAAUUUGUCUUGAUUUCUGUGGGAUGUCCUUUCAUAAUAAAGCGUGUAAAGCCUAUUUUGACGUGUUCUACGAGAUGAGUGGGAGAUGGAAUAUUCAAAAAGCCACAGGAUAUGGUUCCAUGAAUGUGAAUUGGGAUGGCAUCGUAGUGAAGGUGACAGUAUUUACUAAAUGUAUUUUUCUGAAACCAUGAGAUGUGUGUGCAGAUAACCUUGCGGAAUAUUCAUUUAUGGUUGGAUUUCACUACGUUUCCUUGAACUCCAAAGCAGCUCAACAUAAAACAAAUGGCGAUAAUGCAAUACUUGUCGGGUGUCUCGAUUAGUACUGGAUGUUAGAAUGUAACCUUUAGUGCUGUUAAAUAAAUACUAGGUGUUUUUUUUCACCUCGGUUGUUUAAUUAAUCGAUCCUGUACGGUUUUUACAUGUUUAUAUUGAUGUGAUGCCUGGUUCCUGCCACUGAAUCCAUGCCAACAGACUUUGUGUGAUUAAGGACUAACUGUCAUAGCAAUAUAUUAGAAAUUCAGGAUGAAAGUUAGGCUUAAACAUGUCAUUCAUCUUUAUUAAAACAUUCAUUUGGCAGAAAAAAGCUUGCAAAUUCAAAGCAACAAACUAAAAUACAACUAUUUUACAACUUGCUUCACUAAUAUAGGGUCUUUACAUGUCAACAUGCUUAUGAAUCUAUCAGGAAUUCUCAAUCAGUUCGGGAUCACCAGCAUUGCUUGUUCUUCUGAAGUACUUAAACCCUCAUGAAAUCCUGGUGUCUGGGAAGCCGUUUGCUAACUUUACAUAACUUUGCACGGGUCUCCCCCAGCGGAGGCUCUGGCAGCCGCGCCCCGCCCACCUCCCAUAGCCCCAUCCAGGCUGAGGCCCUGGAAGGCCCCGAAUAAUGACUUUUGGUUGCGCUUGGAUGCAGGCUUUCUGGCUGGGUUGCUGGGCUUCUACAGAAGAGCAUUGUAAAGCAAAAAGACAGAAAUAAAGGAUUAAACA
Messenger RNA from Gadus chalcogrammus (walleye pollock), 2072 nucleotides. It is a transcript of the gene dnajc8, whose product is annotated as DnaJ (Hsp40) homolog, subfamily C, member 8. Gene Ontology annotation, cellular component: nucleus. The record is from RefSeq and is a predicted model, not a curated record. The transcript has 9 exons. Lineage: Eukaryota; Metazoa; Chordata; Actinopteri; Gadiformes; Gadidae. The coding region runs from base 71 to 823 and encodes 250 amino acids.